Podospora pseudocomata is the source of this 1532-nucleotide messenger RNA. RefSeq lists its product as uncharacterized. The transcript is spliced from 2 exons. The coding region runs from base 901 to 1419 and encodes 172 amino acids. The record is from RefSeq and is a predicted model, not a curated record. NCBI's taxonomy places the organism in Eukaryota, Fungi, Ascomycota, Sordariomycetes, Sordariales, Podosporaceae.
CACAAGGGUUGGAGCAGGAGAACCACAGAGUUCUUGAAGCAAGUUAUCAGGGAGACAGCAAGGCUUCACAUAAUCUGGAUCUGUCCAAUUGUGCGUGUAGGCAUACCAGAGGAUACGAUUACAAAAACGAAAUUCAUUUGAGAGCACGCUUCACCUACUUCCUAGACGGCCACCUUCUCACCCAGCGCAUGUUUCUCCUGAUGUCGCCUCCUUCCUAUCCUCCCUACGAGCUUUCCCAGCUGAAUUGCCAGUGACAAUGACCUCAUACAGUGUUGAUCUAGAGCCCUGGACGAAAGUGGAGGUCCCAUCACUUCCGCCAGCAGCCAAUGAGGGAUACUGCAAAGAGCCCAGGCCAGAGAAAGAGGGCAAGUGGAGAACUCCUUAAACUGCGGCUGCCGUCAAUUGUUAGCACAUGACGGCCCGGGCCAUGCUCCUUCCCUCAGAUGCCCGUCCCGUGAUGCCUCGAAUAUCAGAUGGCCACUCCUUGAUGGUAUUUUCAUGCUUGAAGAUGCCGCCAAUGCCAUGAAUGGCCGGAUAUUCGGAAGCGAUGAGAACCAGGAAGACGGUCCCGUGGCUUUGUCCUUGCCAAAGACAGUAUCGAACGGAGCCAAAAAGUCGGAAACCACUCGCCAACCUUGGAUCACGAGAACGUCAAGAAGCAGAGUUUUCAUCAUCACUCCGUCUUCGAUUGAUUUCGUGCCCGUGGCCUCUACUCUCCAUUUUCGGGACCCACCAGCGUGCUUGUGAUCUCCCAAGAGACAGGUAUAUCUUCCACACUUGUCCUCCGACUUGCCAUCUCCUCCCUCUCCCAAACUACCGACAACCAAUGACAAUCUUGCAGCUACACGUCAACUUCAAUCUCGCAACUCAACACUGAGAACUCGAACCACUUCCAUCAUCAUGCAGCUCACCAAGCCCACCGUCACCCUUGUUGGCCUCUUCACAGCCGCCAUUCAGGCCGCCCCCACCGUCCCCGAGACUGGGGUUGCCCCUCCCUCUGCCGACUCUGGCUACACCGAAGUCAGCGACGGUGUCUGGUACAAAAACAAGACCGACUUUUUCAAGGGCGACAGCUUCUGCAACUCUGAUUAUGAAUACUGGAACAAAACUUCGGAGAAUUCCCCUUUAGUCCUUGACUGCUGGCACAUGUACAACAACAUCAAGGAACCAGGCAAUUGGGUCGGCGCCGGGGGCCACAAAAAGCUCAUCAGCAAGGACUCGUGUGCGUAUACGACGUGGGCCGAACACAACGGUCUAUUAUACACGCUCGGCAAUGAGGACCUCCGCCUCACGAUCAAGAAGGCGAUUCAGAAGUUUGGCACUCUGUUCCCUGGCGAGAAGGACUACAAGAUCGGGGCUUAUGGCAAGCUGCGUUGCCAGGCGCUUGUGAUCAAUUGGGAGAUUUCUCAGAACUCGUGAUUGGCAGAGGGGAGGAGCAUUGGGAUGAUGGUACUGUAGCGUGGUGGAUAGCAGGCGAUCUAGGGUGAAGGGAGUAGAUCGCUUAAAAGUAUCUUCGGUUCAUGACAAUGCGA